Molecule: messenger RNA, 1834 nt
Organism: Betta splendens (Siamese fighting fish)
Lineage: Eukaryota; Metazoa; Chordata; Actinopteri; Anabantiformes; Osphronemidae
Product: protein c-Fos-like
Exons: 4
Coding region: 169-1314 (381 amino acids)
Biological process (GO): regulation of transcription by RNA polymerase II
Cellular component (GO): nucleus
Molecular function (GO): DNA-binding transcription factor activity, RNA polymerase II-specific; RNA polymerase II cis-regulatory region sequence-specific DNA binding
Source: RefSeq, a predicted model, not a curated record
CCAGAGUUGGCAGUGAAACUUUCAGUACCGAAGCAACGAUCAGAGGAAAACGCGCCAGCAGAACGUUAGAGUUUCAUACAAAUCCACUCAAGGACGUGUUUUACCUCAAACUUACACUUCUUCGGCAAAGUUUCUUUGGAUCCUCUUAACCGCUUUUCUUUGGAAGCGAUGAUGUUCACCGGUUUCAACGCGGAGUGCGAUUCCUCCUCCCGCUGCAGCACCGCUUCUCCUUCCGUGGACAAUCUGGGAUACUACCCGUCACCAGCGGGAUCUUACUGCAGCAUGGGAUCUCCCCAGUCUCAGGAUUUCACAGACCUGAAAGCAUCAAGUGCCUCUUUCAUCCCCACUGUCACAGCCAUUUCAACAAGCCCAGAUCUGCAGUGGAUGGUCCAGCCUUUGAUCUCCUCAGUGGCCCCCUCUCACAGAGCUCACCCCUACAGCUCCAGCCCCAGCCCUGCUUACCCCAGACCAGCCAUGAGGUCGGCCGCGUCCAAGGCUCACACCUCUACCAAGAGGGGCAGAAUGGAACAGAUUUCACCUGAAGAGGAAGAGAAGAGACGUGUUCGCAGAGAGAGAAACAAGCAGGCAGCAGCAAAAUGCCGCAACAGGAGGCGAGAGCUGACAGACACACUGCAAGCUGAAACCGAUAUGCUGGAGGAUGAGAAGUCCAGCCUCCAAAAUGAUAUUGCCAAUCUUCUGAAGGAGAAGGAAAGGCUGGAGUUCAUCCUGGCUGCCCACCAACCCAUCUGCAAAAUCCCCUCUGAGCUGGACACUGACUUCUCUGUGGCCUCCAUCUCUCCUGCUCACUCAUGCCUCUCCACUGAAGUGUCUUCUAAGCCACAGGCCACCGUCCCCAAGACAACCAUCCUCACUUCCAACCAGCCCACCUUUACCUCAACCUCAAAUUCGAUCUUCUCCAGCAACAGCUCCGUCCUCCCUACCGCCGCCAUCUCUGACAGCACGGUGAAGAUGACAGACCUGGAGGACUCCGUCCUGGAGGAGUCCCUGGACCUGCUGACAAAGACUGAGAUGGAAACGGCAAGAUCAGUGCCAGAGGUCGACCUGUCCAACUCCCUCUACACAUCUCAGGACUGGGAGCCCCUCCACGCCUCAGCCAAUAACCAUGACUUUGAGCCCCUGUGUACACCUGUGGUGACCAUCACCCCUGCCUGUACCACCUUCACAUCUUCGUUUGUGUUCUCCUUCCCUGAGGCAGAGACCUUCCCCACUUGUGGCGUCGCCCACAGGAGAGGAAGCAGCAGCAACGAGCAGUCCUCUGACUCCCUCAGCUCACCAACCCUGCUGGCCCUUUAAAGACUCUUUCAGUAUCAUUAAUACUUCCUAUGAAGCACAUUUUCUUUUAUGUAUGAGGUCAAUGUGCAGACCACAGGGCUAUGGAAUGGCAGCAAAUUAUUUAUUGUUUUAUAUAUAUAUAGAUAUAUAUACAUACAUAUACUUGCCAAUUACACCAAUGUAGCAAGUUUAAAAGCAUGUUUUAACUAAUACCACCUAGUCAAUUUAUUACAUGUAUGAUUUUAAGGUGCUAGAGAACAACGUUGUUGUAGUAUUGAUGUGUGUUAAGAGCAAUAGUUAUUCUUGACCCCUUUUGUUUUCUGGUUAAUGGAAUGUGAGGAUAAUUGUGAACGUUUUGUGAAACUUAAAAAAAAAACUGACGUGCUUUGUCUUAACCAUGGUCUAAGUGGUCUAUUAUGAAGUUUUCUGUGAAAACAUUAGUGGUUUUAAUUUAUGAAAUUUCAAUUUAUUUUUUUACAAAGAAAAUAACAAUAACUGUUGUUUGUAAGCGAUGUAAAUAAACUAGUGAUAUUUAAAUUCA